Messenger RNA from Solanum tuberosum (potato), 486 nucleotides. RefSeq lists its product as uncharacterized. The coding region runs from base 1 to 486 and encodes 161 amino acids. NCBI's taxonomy places the organism in Eukaryota, Viridiplantae, Streptophyta, Magnoliopsida, Solanales, Solanaceae. Gene Ontology annotation, molecular function: nucleic acid binding. The record is from RefSeq and is a predicted model, not a curated record. The transcript is spliced from 2 exons.
AUGGAUAUAGAGGUAAAAGAGCAGCCUGUCCAUUGUUCACAUGUUGAAGCAGAAUUAGAUGGUUUGCCUUGGUAUUUUGACAUGAAGAAGUAUUUAGAGACCGGCACUUAUCCUGUGAAUACAACGGUCAACCAGAAGAAGUCAAUAUGCCAUAUGACCCUCAAUUUCAUUGAAAGUGGGGAAAUCCUUUAUAAGAGAACUCCAGAUUUAGGUCUUCUCAGAUGCGUUGAUGCUAGUGAAGCUCCAAAGCUUCUGGAACAGAUACAUGCCGGAGUUUGUUGUACUCACAUGAAUAGGCUCACUUUGUCAAGAAAGAUCUUUCGAGCCGGUUAUUUCUGGAUGACUAUGAAGCAUGAUCGUUGCAAGUUUGGAGUACCAGAAUCCAUCAUUACUGAUAAUGGAGCGAAUCUUAACAUUCAUCUGAUGAGAGAGGUAUGUGAACAAUUCAAGAUUACUCACCAAAAUUCAACCGCUUAUCGUCCCUAA